GUCAAGCUGCUACGCAGGUAAAUAUGGUUUACCGAAUGAUUUUAGCGCUUAUCGCGACUGUUUCUUUGGUUGCAUACAAAUGGUCCACUUUGUCACUUUUUUAAAAAUGAACACAAUAUUUUUGACACUGGUAACUGUAAGCAUUCCUUCAUAACCAAUCUUCUAAAUUAAAGAACGUUGAUAUUUCAAUAAUAAAAAAUUUAUCACGAUAUUUUAAUAUUUAAAAUUGAUCAAUGAUAUUUCAAUAUUUAAAAUCGGUUAAUGACAUUAUAUUGCAUAAUCGAUUUUUCACAAUAUCGAUUAGAUCUGCAGUAGUUAUGCUCUGAUUGGCGGAUCGUUAUUUCAAAGUUUCAUUAAUAAAAGCGACGCCAUGAUGUGUAAAUCCGUUUAGUCGGUAGUUAAAUUUAUAAAGUAUUUAUUUUGUUUUUCAUUUGUGCAACAAAUAUUGGAAACAAUUGAAUCAUAGAUUUAUUAUAAGUUUUAAAAGUGUCAUGCUUUUUAUCGUAAAUGUAUCACGUAUAUGCUGUCUCUAUUCUAUUGCCAUUGGUAAUUGAGUUUUCAUUGUUUUUCAUUGCAGUUGUGAGAUUUACCUCCAUGAAAGAACCAUAUUUCUUCCCCAUGAACCCCCCGACUCGACUGCGCAACAUUUCUUCCGAAAUAUAAUACACCAUUAAAGAUUCCUGGAAGACACGAAGAAAGGAGAAAGAGCGUCGAGAUCAACGUCAAACUUUUCUCUCGUUGGCCGGUCACGUAAGCCGAGAAUGGUUUCAGGGUUACCGAUACGAAGAACAGAAAAAUCUGAUCGAAGGAAGGCGGAUUUGGUGGUGGAAGGCGGCUGAUCGGUGUAUCGGUACCACCACCGCCGUAACCACCACCAUCGGUCGUUUGGUGAUCGCGAGCGCGAGAAUGGUGGUGGCCACGCGAUAUAGUACCAACACUCCCUUCUUUGUUGCUGCUUUGCUAGAAAGGUGACUAUGCCAAGAAGACAGGAGGUAUUGAGCACGCCUUGCGUAUACCCAGUCACCUUUCUCUCUUCGUGACCGUAGCAUAUGUUUUGCGACGUCGAUGGAGCUCUCACGGCUUUGAACGGCGCUACUAUUGAAGCUGCUGCUCCGGCUCCUCGUUGCCUCCUUCCUUCCCUUUUUCCCGUUGAAUUUUUACCGACUUCUUGAGCAAGAAGAACGCACCUGGAGACAGCCAGUGUUCGUUCGAUCGGGAUCAAGCUCGGUAAAAACGUAAACAACGAAAAACGAAAGGAAACCACCGCGGCAACAACGUCGGCGCGGAGUCGGCCGUUUCGCGCUAUAUCACCGUUUCACCGGUUAACUUAGUUUUCAUUUUCGUAUACGCCUUGCAACCAUUUUUACGCAUAUGUGCGCGAAUCCUUCGACGUUCGAAUAGCAAGCAUCAACAUUGUCGUUAUCGAUUUGGAAAUUUGUUUCCAAUUGUUUCUGCGUGAAUUCAUCGAACGGUUAGGAUGAGACAGAAGAACACGACAAUGAUCAUCGUGAGCAGCGUGUUGCUCCUACUGGUGGUCGUAUCAAGAGUGGAAUGUCAACGAAACCCCAUUCCUAGAAGCGCCAGAGCGAGUAGAAACGAAGCGGUAUUGGAAUUCGAGUGUCCCGAGGAAUUUGGAUAUUACCCUCAUCCUCGUGACUGUACGCAAUACUAUGUUUGCGUGUUUGGCGGUGCUUUGCUCGAAUCCUGCACAGGGGGAUUAAUGUACAGUCACGAGUUGCAGACAUGCGAUUGGCCACGUAACGUAGGUUGCCCCGAAGGCGGAUCUCCCAGUAAGGAAGCUGAAGAAGAUCCGUUAUUGGAAAGAUCGGCAAAGAUCGAGACCCUUCAGGAGCAACAACGGCCGCAGCAGCAAAUCCGAGAACAACAGCAAAUCCGAGAACAACAACAGAUCCGAGAACAGCAGCAGAUCCGAGAACAGCAACAGAUCCGAGAACAGCAGCAGAUCCGAGAACAGCAACAGAUCCGAGAACAGCAGCAACAACACAGACGUGAACAGCAACAGCGUCCCGUUCAGAGACAACCGAUUCCUAUCACGACAACGCCGUCUCCCGUACCCCAAAUCACCGAAAAGCAGAUUCGACAGAGGCAACAGGCCAGGAACUAUCACGAGGACGAGUACGAGCCAGCGUCGGAGGUAGAGAGCGAUAGGCAGCAACGAGUCUACAGAGGACAACCCUCGACGAUUGGCCAAGUUCAGCGGGAUAGAGAUGGUCUCCGAAGAAACGUGAUUUCGGAAAGGGAAAAGGAGAGUCUGGUGAGCACGCGUGCCCAAACGGAAGCCCAUUACAGGACGCAAGUACCAUCCUCCGAGUCGCCGAGAGUCGCCAAGAUCUUGGCGUCCACCGUUGCCCCGGUCAUCUCCAAAUCGUACUACAACGAUCCGGACCAGAGUUAUCCUUAUUAUACCAUUUACGAUGACGACGUGUCCAUUUACAAAGAUGACGAUUACAAUCAAUAUACCGUGAAUCAAUCAGUGCCCGUUCAACCGAGUGUCAAGAUCAGCGAGGUAAACACGAAACAAUACCAAAAGCCAAAGAAGGUCGCGGUGAAUGAAGCGGACAAAUACAACCUGAACCAGGACGUUACGGCGCAGGAUUACGAUAUCUACGAGAAUCAGGCUCAGCUUAACAAGAACAAGUUCCGAAUUACCGAAAACCAGUCGUUCAGACCGAACGUGCUCAGCCACCCUGUCGUUCACGUGACGACUCCAAAUGCCAUCGUAGACACGUUUAUCCCGUUAACAACGACCACGCAGCCUCCGACAACUACCAGCAGGCCUUACACAGUCAAUGCACCCAGCCGAGGUCGCCCACAGCAGGUCCACCGUGGCACGGCACCACCGCGAUCGCGACCAACCUUGAAACCGUCCACCGAGAUCGUAUCGAAAGCGCAGGAGUUCAUCGACAUUUACAGGUAUCCACCGACGAGGCCAGCGCCGAUUUAUCCGACUCCUCAGGUCGACAAACCAGCGGCAAAGUGUCGCAAGGACGUCUGCUUGCUUCCUGAUUGCAGCUGCGGCGGCGCGGACAUUCCAGGUGGAAUCCCAGUCGAACAGACGCCGCAGAUCGUUCUGCUGACGUUCGACGAUGCCGUGAACGAUCUGAACAAACCGUUGUACAGCGAUCUAUUCGAAAAUGAGCGUAAGAAUCCGAACGGCUGUCCGAUCACGGCCACCUUCUAUGUUUCGCACGAGUGGACCGAUUAUAGCCAGGUGCAAAAUCUUUACGCGGACGGCCACGAAAUGGCAUCGCACACUGUCUCGCACAGUUUCGGUGAGCAGUUCUCUCAGCGAAAAUGGGCGCGAGAAGUUGCUGGACAGCGAGAAAUUCUCUCAGCCUACGGAGGCGUCAAACUGGAAGAUGUCAGGGGAAUGAGGGCGCCGUUCCUAUCGGUCGGCGGAAACAACAUGUUCAAAAUGUUGUGGGACACGAACUUCACGUACGAUUCCUCCAUGCCGAUAUACGAGAAUCGACCCCCGAGUUGGCCGUACACUUUGGACUACAAGCUGUUCCACGAUUGCAUGAUUCCUCCGUGUCCCACCAGAUCUUAUCCAGGCUUGUGGGAAGUUCCUAUGGUGAUGUGGCAGGAUCUAAACGGAGGUAGAUGCUCGAUGGGAGACGCGUGCAGCAACCCACCGACUGCUGACGGUGUUUACAAGAUGCUCAUCAAGAACUUCGAGAGACAUUACACGACCAACAGAGCGCCAUUUGGGCUAUUCUAUCACGCCGCCUGGUUCACGCAGCCCCAUCACAAGGAGGGCUUCAUUUCGUUCCUAGAUACCAUAGUCGCUAUGGACGACGUGUGGAUCGUGACGAACUGGCAGGCAAUUCAAUGGGUCAGAAAUCCUACACCGCUGCCGCUGUUACACACCUUCGAACCCUUCGGAUGUAACUACCCGGACCGGCCGAAGAAGUGUAACAAUCCAAAGGUCUGCAAUCUGUGGCAUAAGAGCGGAGUGAGGUACAUGAAGACUUGCCAGACGUGUCCGGACAUCUAUCCAUGGACGGGCAAGACCGGAAUACGAAGCAGUCGUAUCGACAACGACGUCGAAGCGCACGAAUGAACGAAAAGAGAAUCGGUGUUCCGUGCGAUCGAGGCCCACCCAGCCGAAGAAGAGUAGCAGCGCCAACGGAGGAGAUGAGACGUUUUUACACCGAUUCGAUUAAUAUCCCGUCCUUGUUUCUCCACUAGCCACGUCCUACGAAACAUAUCCCAGGUCGAGUACGCCAACGAAAUCGACUCGAAAUCACGCCACUACCACCUCUUCUCUCCCUCUUUUCAUCGAAAAUGGACAAAUCGCGAAGGAACUAGCGUCACGCGGUGGGUCUUCGAUAACAUACACGAAGAAACGUGUCGUUCGACUCAUAUUGAGGCAUUCGUUUCGCGAAACGAGUCAUUCUGUUCGACGCGGCGAACGAGCGCACGAUGACCGAACGUUUCGAGUCUCUAUAUUCCGAUCGGCAAACGUACAAAAAUUCUAGCCACGCCAUACAACGUGUGCCUGUCGUAUAUUAUAUUAAUGUACGUCGGUUGUAUUUAAGCGAUUUGAGAUAACUCGAUUAGGCCGUAUUAAUUGAUCCUAGUUUUGUUUGACGAAUAGUAAGAUCGAUACAGUGUCUUUUUGCAUAUCGUUGCAAUCAAGGCACUUUAAUUAAGUAAUUAACUAACGUAUCGCAUCAACAUUUGUAAUUCAUUCGAUUAAUUAGCCGUGAUCGUAAGCCAAAUAAAGUUUCUUUACAGCGUUGUGCCAGAAAAUGGAAUCGUGGAAAUCGAAAAAUCGGUCGAUACUUUACGCUGAAAUCGAGGCA
Messenger RNA from Bombus huntii, 4829 nucleotides. RefSeq lists its product as uncharacterized. The record is from RefSeq and is a predicted model, not a curated record. Gene Ontology annotation, cellular component: extracellular region. The transcript is spliced from 18 exons. Lineage: Eukaryota; Metazoa; Arthropoda; Insecta; Hymenoptera; Apidae. The coding region runs from base 1478 to 4084 and encodes 868 amino acids. Gene Ontology annotation, molecular function: hydrolase activity, acting on carbon-nitrogen (but not peptide) bonds; chitin binding. Gene Ontology annotation, biological process: carbohydrate metabolic process.